Molecule: messenger RNA, 789 nt
Organism: Plutella xylostella (diamondback moth)
Lineage: Eukaryota; Metazoa; Arthropoda; Insecta; Lepidoptera; Plutellidae
Source: RefSeq, a predicted model, not a curated record
GACUGUUAAUUUGUCACCUAAUCUUAUAUAUCAUAAGUAAUUUGAUUGCGAAGUAUCUACUUUCCUUCACAGAUGAAAACGCUACUAAGGCCAGUAGUAGUCUUUGUCACUCUUCAUCUAUCUCUCUCCAACGCAUCACCGAAAAACGACACAGCAAAAAACGAAACAAAACUAACAAAUGAAGAAUUAAACAAACAAAUACAAGCACUAGAAAAAGAAGAACAAGACUUGUAUAAGAAUAUAACAACAGGAAUAGACGAUAGUCUAAAAGCUCUGGAGAAUGUUACAGGAAAAGAUGGGGAGAUAGGUUUGAAAUAUCUGGACUUGCUUAAGGAUGACUUCAAAGAUAUUGUAUCCAAGUCGGAGAAUAUCACGCGACGUGACAUUGCGGAAGAAGAAAUGGCCGUCCCUGACUCACCGUUACAAGACAAGGCUUCACUCCGACAGAGAGUGACGAAGAGCGAUGUGAAGCUCAAGUUCGACGAAUGGCUGAAGACCAAGAAGAUUAAGAAGAAAGCUGGCGCCACCAAGGACGGUAAAAAAGAUCCAAAAGGGCCGGAGCGGUGCCCGCGCACGGGGAAGGAGGGUAAAGGGAGGACCUACCCGUGCUGCAAGGACUGCUGCCGGCAGUCGUACCUGGGCUGCUGAGGAGUAAGGGGAGGGGAAGUUGGCUGGAGGAAAUGGCUUUCUUGUAAUGAGAGUUUGAACGCAAAAUUGUUUUUGUUCACACAACCUAUGGUGUGACAUUUGUAUUUUUUGUGUGCAAUAAAGUUAAUGGUGAAGAAGGAA